AUGACAGCACCCAACCCUCAAUUGAUGUUCAUCGGGCAGCAAUGCACGCUAGCAGACUGUCGUCAAAGCGACUUUUUGCCCCUCAAGUGCGCUUACUGUCACGAUCCAUACUGCUCUUCUCACUUUGACGUCUCGGUGCACAAAUGCUCAGCUGGAACAAAGGCGCUGUCAGAAGCGGAUGUGCGAAGACCUCUGUGUCCCCUGUGCGGUGAAGCGCCAGCAUGGAAAAGAGGCUCCGAAUCUGCCGAAGCGGCCCUCACAAAGCAUUUGACUGCGCAGCAGGAAUGGGAAUGGCACACGGAAUGCAUCGCUUUGGACUCGGAUGGCACGAGAAGGGAAGCGAUUGGACAUGCCGCCAAUCAGCAAUCGGUAAAGAGGAUGUGCGCAGAGAAGAGGUGCAAGAAGCAUCUGAUGGUGGACAUUGUUUGCCCAUCCUGCAAAGCUUCAUUCUGUCCAUCUCACAGAACACCACAAUCGCACGCCUGCCCAGCUUCAUCCACCUCUGCGGCUCAUCCCAAGCCCUCGAUUUCCUCAAUGUCCGCCACCUCGCAGGCGCAUACAGGACGCACGAUUGGCACAGGUGGGGCAGGCGACUCUGCAAAGUCUCGCCUUCUGAACUUGGUGCCCGGUCAGGACGCUAAAAAGAGCGCGGGCGUCGCAAAAUCGAAUAGCAAACAGGCCGACAAUGGGGAUGCGACGGGCUCUAUUGGGCAAAAGUCUUCGUCGAACAACCUGCUCAAGGCGAUCCCGGGCACGAGCUCGAACAAGGUCGACAAGCGUAUCCUGGCUGAGCAGAAUUCCCUCUUGAAAGCAUUGGAGAGGAAGAGGGAGCUGGGCAUACUGAGCGAAAGUGAAAAGCUCAAAUUGGCUCAGAUUGUCGCUGUGAGGGAAAGCAGUCGAAGGCGGGGACUGGCGGAUGCGAAGGAGGAUUGUACAGUGGCGUAG
Ceraceosorus guamensis is the source of this 945-nucleotide messenger RNA. RefSeq lists its product as hypothetical. The transcript has 4 exons. The record is from RefSeq and is a predicted model, not a curated record. Gene Ontology annotation, molecular function: zinc ion binding. Gene Ontology annotation, cellular component: cytoplasm. Bases 1 to 945 code for a protein of 314 amino acids. NCBI's taxonomy places the organism in Eukaryota, Fungi, Basidiomycota, Exobasidiomycetes, Ceraceosorales, Ceraceosoraceae.